Messenger RNA from Chara braunii, 4065 nucleotides. Lineage: Eukaryota; Viridiplantae; Streptophyta; Charophyceae; Charales; Characeae. The record is from the annotation of a GenBank genome assembly.
CUACGUGCCCGUGUGUGUCGUUUGGCAUGUGCGCAUGGUGUGUAGGGUGCGUAAUGGAGGCGACCUUUUCAACACCACGGAUCAUGGAGUCGAUCUUCUCGACACCACAGACUAUGAGUCCCGAGACGCACAUUCGCUUAGCAGAUCCAUUUCCUCCUUGUGCGAAAUCCGUGCGGCAUUUCAACGGUGUGACUUCGAUCCACGGAGCGACCAGUGAGGACUUCGAAGAGGACCCAUGGAUGACCGUCGUCCCGUGCAUGGACGGGCAUCUUGAAGGCGGUCGUCGACGGUUCAUUAUGAAAAACGUUUACGAUGUGAGGGGGAACGUCGUCGCCAAUAUCAGUGGGGCGCUUCUCGACAUGGAUUUGUUCGAGGGGUUCGGAGCGGGUUCUGCGAACACCCCAUUCUACAACGAGCUCCGGCGGCAGGGAGGGUUCGUUUUGGGUCGUGAGUUCUUUGACUUGUUGGAGGCGAAGGAGGUCGACCUCGACGUCCUUUGCAAAAAGACCAAGACCCCGAACACUACGGGGGAGAAAAGGAAGGGAAGGGGGGUGGAAGAGGACCGCCCGGGUAGCAAACGUCCGGCUUCGAAACAGAAGCAGCCUGCGUCGGGACCUUCCACUCCACGGCUUGCCAUCGACGUGGACGCCGGGUACUUCCUAGAGUACAAAGACGGCAUCAGGACAAGGCGGGAGUACGAGAUUAGCCCAGCUCAGGUCGUCGACCUCGAGGAAUGGGAGGAUUUGUACAAUCAGCGGUCCCUGGAUCCCGUCCUGGUUGAGGGGAUCAAAGAAGCGAUGCGCUUGGCACUGAAGAGCCGGGAAAUCACACUUGCUGAAGGCAUUGUUCACAUCAAAUGGAAAGACACGGGGGACGUGACAUCCAUCGCGCCGUUCGGUAACGACCCUUUGGAGGCAGAAGUCAGGGGCGCAGAGCUGAAGGAAGCAGUGGCUGCUACAAAGAGCCACACGUUCGUCCUCGAUCUGUGCGAGUCGGUUGACCUCAAACUGUGGAAACCCCAAGCGUGGGAGACUUUGAAUUCCUAUCUUCAGACAUGGUGUCCGUCGCAUUGGACUCUCGUUGUUUUCGUGUCGCGGCAGCACAACCUCUCGUUUCUCGCCAGCAUGCACCAUCUUUCUUUCGUUAAGCUGUUGGAAGGGAAGUGGGUGCGGAGAAGUCAGCAAAAGAAAAGUUUCCCCAUCGGGAACAAUUUAUACACGGAGGACGACCGCAUGUACAUCCUCUUCAAGGGUCACGAUCUGCGCGUCAACACGUCCGUGGUCUACGAGGGAAAGCUGCCCAAGGGUGUCGCUACUGCGGUGCGGUUGCCUCAGAGGGUCACCCAGACGGAUGUGUCCAAGAUUCCCUUCAUUCCAUGUGAUUGGUCGCUGGUGGCGCCGGAACGACAGGGAAGUGUCUACAGGGAUAUUGAACAUAAUCCGACACAAUUCGUAGGUCUUCUAGAUUUCCUUAGCAAGAAGGGAGAGGGUGUCGUGUUCCUUGGGAAACCACACGCGCGAAGCGUCUGGGAUCUUUUGAAGGCUGGUCGGCACGUUGUCGCAAUGGAAGGGAACUCCGACCUCUUGCAUUUCACGAUGCAGGUGGUGAAAAGUGAGAUGAAUUCGGGCGAGCACAAUUGUGAGUUCAUGGUAGUGAAGCCGACACGGGAUCGGGUGUGGAGCAGCAAGACGGACAUGUGGUUCAAGUUGAGCGAGAGGAAGAGGAAGAAGAUAUACAAUUUCUUGUUCCUUCAAACGCGGCCGCGGAGGGACACUGACGCCGAGUACUCGCUGUACUUCAUGGAGCUCGAGGAGCAGUUGAAGUUAGCCAGUUACGCUUCCUUGAUCUCCACUGAUGACGAGGAAGCCACAGGUGUGGAGUUCGUCGCCAACGCGAAGGAGGAGGAGAGCGACACCGAGAGCCUUGACCUGCAGUACGACCCACCUCCGGCGGACCACGCCCGAGGGUCCUCGUCGGCCGGUCCGUCACCAAGCGCUGCAGCCCUCGUAUCACCGACGGCCAAACCGACGCCGGGCACCACGCCGAUGAAGUUGCUGGAGAGACUCAGAGCUCUGGCCGUCCCCCCGCCCGAUUUGCGUCCCGGGUCCGACAUCCCGCCCGAUCAUCCGUCUUGGAUGGAUGACCACAUCCACUUCCUGCUUGAGCCACAACGCCAUUCGCCUAAGGUGGACUGGGGCCAUGACAUGAUUUGGCAUUCAGGAGUCAUCCAGCCAGCGAUACGGAAGGGCGAGUGGGUCAUGGCCGUCGCAAUCCCUAGGGCGGGAUGGGUGUCUUUCUCGCGCGAGUCGAAGUCCAACUUCCUGCACCUCGCGAGGAUUUCGGUCCUCCAAAAAGUGACGGCCGAAAAUGACACAUUUGCAGCCGGCGACCUGUCCGUCAUUUCCGCAGCCGGUCGACUGUUCAACGAGCUUCAGGACAAGUGCUGGUUGGAAUUGACGGAGGACUACUACGACCUCGACACGAGUCCGUCGAAGGGCACGGUGGACUGGAAAGUGCCCCCUCCAAGUGGGCCGGACGGCAGUUCCGGGGGGGGGUCAACUGGAGGUGGAGGGGACGGGGGUGGUGGUGCAGGGGGUGGCAAAGGAAUCCCGCCUAGUGUGGAGGGAGGGUCUCACGGCCGCAACACGACACCGGGAGGCAGAGGCGGGCUGGCGGGCUGGCGGGUUUCGCCGUCGACUGGCCUCCGUCGACAGGCACCUGGUCGGAGCGUACGACACACCUCGGUUGCUCUCGGCAGCCGCUCCGGCGGAAAGUUGAAGUCCGUCGGGAUCCGAAGUACGUCGGGUGAGGAGCCGCCCGAGCGGUCCGGACUGCAAAGCCGCUCGGGGUCGGGGGAGCCAAGCCAGGGCAGCAUUGCGGCGCGGGACAGAAAGGUGUCGCCUGGGCGGGAGUUACGACCGCAAGAAUUGCAGGGAGAGGCUGCAAGUGCAGGGUCCAGCGACACGGAGACGACGAAGUCCGCCGAGAUCCGAACUUCUUCGGGCUGGGGGUGUCGGCCAGGGAUUGUCGUGCCGCCGAGAGGGGCAGCAUGCACGAAGACGGAAGGGCGGUCAUCGGGGUUCAACACGGGUGUCGCGGGAGGGGAUGAGUUUCGUGGAAAGGAAGUAGGGGAGGAAAUGGAGGAGGGGAAGGAAACGCAAGAAGGGGAGGAAGAAGGGGAAGAAGAGGAGGAAGGGGAGGAAGCGGGCGAAACGGAGCUACUGCAAUUGCUUGGAGGAAGGGAGGGUGCCGGAUCUGGAGACGACGAAGUGGAGCACAGUGAGGACGAUGUCCGAUCUGGAGAGUCGUCUGACGAGUUCGGACAACUGUACGGAGAGCAUCACGAGGAUAAUGUCGACGACGAUGCCACAACAAUGGAGAUGGAAACACAGGUGGUUAGCAGUCUUUCCGCAGAGCCUGAAGAUUAUGCGGUACGACCACUGAUGUCUCCUGUCGACUUGCAACACCGGUUCGACGAGGCUUCCGUUGCUAUUAGCCCGUCUAAAACAAGUCGUCGUAUAAGCAUCGACGAAGUUAUCGACGGUAUCCUCGGCGAUCACCACGUGUCUGCCCAUCCGUCCAUAACGCCUGACAUCGACGACGCUGGCAACGUCGCAUCUUCCGUGGCAGCUGCCCUCGCUUCGUCGCCGCCGAAGUCUCCUGUACUGCCGGCCACCCUUGCCGCCGGAGGGGAAGUCGAGGUCAGGAGACGACAACAUGUCACGUCCCCGAAAAAAUCCAGGGUCGGCAGUCAAGCUCUCGACGUGCUCGCUUUGCCCGUGCCAAAUUCCCCGUCGAAAGAGCGGAGAGAGAAACAGACCGGCAAGCCGUGAAGAACGCCACACUGCCUGCGCGUCCUGGAUUACGAAAACUAGAGGAGGGAUUCCGUCGUAGUCCGGAUGUCGGCGGACUACAGUCCGCGCCAUACACUCGACGACUGUCCACACUGUCUGCCGAUACGGGAAGUUUCGGAUGCCGGCAUAGCCCUUCCAAAUACAUCUCAUCGGCUUAUCUGUGAGUCAGCCGGGUUGCUGGCCGAGGGCAGAGUAAACUUCGUUGAAAACC